This is a messenger RNA of Archocentrus centrarchus (flier cichlid), 902 nucleotides long. It is a transcript of the gene polr2eb, whose product is annotated as RNA polymerase II, I and III subunit E, b. Gene Ontology annotation, cellular component: RNA polymerase I complex; RNA polymerase II, core complex; RNA polymerase III complex. Gene Ontology annotation, biological process: tRNA transcription by RNA polymerase III; transcription elongation by RNA polymerase I; transcription by RNA polymerase II. The transcript has 8 exons. Lineage: Eukaryota; Metazoa; Chordata; Actinopteri; Cichliformes; Cichlidae. Bases 124 to 756 code for a protein of 210 amino acids. Gene Ontology annotation, molecular function: DNA binding. The record is from RefSeq and is a predicted model, not a curated record.
GCCUGUAUCGGAAGACGAAAGCGUGCGGUGUGUGUGUGGUUGGGCUCAAAAGAGUUACAUUCAUUAAAACAAAACAAAAAUAUUUUAAAUUAAAUCUAGCGUACACAAAUUGUUUGAGACGUCAUGGAUGACGAGGAGGAAACAUACAGGCUUUGGAAGAUCCGAAAAACAAUUAUGCAGCUCUGCCAUGAUAGAGGCUAUCUGGUGACACAAGAUGAGUUGGACCAGACACUGGAAGAGUUCAAGAGUCAGUUUGGAGACAAGCCCAGCGAGGGGCGUCCCCGACGUACAGAUCUCACCGUCCUGGUGGCACACAAUGAUGACCCCACAGACCAGAUGUUUGUUUUCUUUCCUGAGGAGCCCAAGGUUGGGAUCAAGACAAUUAAAAUGUACUGUCAGAGGAUGCAGGAGGAGAACAUCACACGGGCAAUCAUUGUUGUUCAGAUGGGCAUGACACCCUCAGCAAAACAGUCUCUAGUCGACAUGGCGCCCAAAUACAUAUUGGAGCAGUUUCUACAACAGGAGCUGCUGAUUAACAUCACAGAGCACGAGCUUGUCCCAGAGCACAUUGUCAUGACAAAAGAGGAAGUGACUGAACUUCUGGCAAGAUAUAAAUUAAAAGAAAGCCAGUUGCCGAGGAUUCAGGCCGGGGACCCUGUGGCUCGUUACUUUGGCUUGAAAAGAGGACAGGUUGUGAAGAUCAUCAGACCCAGUGAAACAGCUGGAAGGUAUAUCACAUACAGACUGGUCCAGUGACGUUCUUCUCCGGGAUCAGCAUAUAGGACCAGUGAAGGAAUCCCAGCACGACAGCUUUGCUUAUGCAUCAUUGGAUUAUUGUCUUGUGUCUGUAGAAUCUGUAACUGAAGUACUGAUUUUGUAAAAUAAAUGAUUCAAAAUUGAAA